Sinocyclocheilus rhinocerous is the source of this 2251-nucleotide messenger RNA. RefSeq names its product protein CASP-like. Gene Ontology annotation, molecular function: RNA polymerase II transcription regulatory region sequence-specific DNA binding; DNA-binding transcription factor activity, RNA polymerase II-specific. The record is from RefSeq and is a predicted model, not a curated record. Gene Ontology annotation, biological process: intra-Golgi vesicle-mediated transport; regulation of transcription by RNA polymerase II. The coding region runs from base 1 to 1791 and encodes 596 amino acids. The transcript has 20 exons. Lineage: Eukaryota; Metazoa; Chordata; Actinopteri; Cypriniformes; Cyprinidae. Gene Ontology annotation, cellular component: Golgi membrane; nucleus.
AUGAAGGUAGACGUACAGCCCUAUGAUUACAACGACUAUCAUUUGGUGGCACAAAAUUCUGAAAUUAUCGAUCUGAGGAAGCUUGUGGCUCCAUUGCUGAAGAGUUUCCAGGCUGAGAUUGAUGCAUUAAGUAAGAGGAGUAAAGAGUCAGAGACGGCCUUUCUAAACGUCUAUAAACGACUGAUUGAUGUGCCGGAUCCGGUGCCGGCGUUGGAGCUGUCGCAGCAGCUGCAUCUGAAGCUCCAGAGGAUGCACGACAUAGACACGGAGAACCAGAAGCUGCGUGAGACGCUCGAGGAGUACAACAAAGAGUUUGCUGAGGUCAAGAACCAGGAGGUGACCAUUAAAACACUGAAGGAGAAGAUCAGAGAGUAUGAGCAGAGCAUGAGGAACCAGGCAGAGAAUCUGGCCCUGGAGAAACACCAACAGAUUCAUAAAAACUAUGAGGAGAAAGAGAGUUUGGUUCUCAGAGCUGAUGAGAUUGACAUGGUGAUGACUGAUCUGGAGCGAGCCAAUCAGAGAGCAGAAGCUGUUGAGAGGGAGGUUGAAGCUCUGAGAGAGCAGAUCACAUCAGCUAACAAAUCAUCCCCACUGCAGACACGGAUCGACUCGACUCCAUACACGGAUGAGAGUGCCGAGCUGGUGUCGCGCUCGAGUCUGGAGUCGGAGCUCAGUGCGAAGGAGCGCGAGAUGCUCCAGCUGGUUGAGGACGUCCAGAGACUGCAGGCCAGCCUCUCCACGCUCCGAGAGAGCUCAGCCGCACAGAUCAGCCAGCUACAGCAGCAGCUCAAGAGCCAGACCGCCACGCUCCAGCUACUGGAGGAGAAGCUGCAGACACAGACAGACUAUGAGGAGGUGAAGAAAGAGCUCAGCAUCCUGAAGUCGAUGGAGUUUGGGCCGUGUGACAGCUCCACAGCGCAGGACUCAUGUAAACCGUUAGAGGUGUUGCUGCUGGAGAAGAACCGCAGCCUGCAGUCUGAGAGCGCGUCUCUGCGCAUCGCUAACACUGAGCUCAGCAGUGAGUCUGUUUUUAAUCAAGAGGAAAUACCAACAUCUCAAAAACUGCUUGACAAUUCACAUUUCAAUAACAUAUUUCAAAUCAGCCAUAAAAUGUGUGUGUGUGUCUUCAUCCAGACGAUGUCACGGCCUGACGCUGAGGGUGCAGACAGCAGUGUGGUGAGCAUCCCCGAGCCAAUUAAAGAGGCCACCGCUCUGUUCUCAGGAGUGGGCGGCUCUCCUCAGACGGAUCUUCCUCAGGGUCAGAUGGAUUCUCUGCUGUCCAUCAUCUCCAGUCAGAGGGAGAGAUAUCGCUCACGUAACCAGGAGCUGGAGGCCGCGAACAGCUCCCUUCAGCAGACCGCACAGGCUCUUCAGAGCCAGCUGGACAGUCUGCGCGCUGACAACAUCAAGCUCUACGAGAAGAUCAAGUUUCUGCAGAGCUACCCAAACAGAUCUGGAGACAGUGAUGAUACAGUGAUGCGCUACUCGUCUCAGUAUGAGGAGAGACUCGAUCCCUUCGCCUCCUUCAGCAAAAAGGAGCGUCACCGGAGAUAUCAGAGCCUCAGCCCGUGGGACAAGGCCACGCUCAGUCUGGGUCGUGUGAUCCUCUCCAAUAAGACGGCCAGAACUGUGGCGUUCUUCUACACGCUGAUGCUGCACUGCCUCGUCUUCCUGGUGCUGUAUAAAGCCGCCUGGAGUGAAAGUAUCAGUCGGGACUGUGCUGCAUUUUGUGCAAAAAAAUACUCAGACCACCUGCACCAUUUCCAUGAGACUGGAGAUGUGUGGCAGUAGCGGCGUCUAUCCACUAGAGAGAGCUGUUCACAUCAAUCACAUGUUCAUGACAUGAAAAUCAUAGCUUGUCGUACUAGGACCAGGUUAGUUGGGGAAUAUACUGGGUUAAAUAUUAAACUGACAGGAGGUUUAAAGGCUUGAUGCUGUUAAUUUACAUGAUGAGAUGUUCUGCAAGCCAUGUGUUGAGCAUUUUCUCUCUGUUACCAUCGAUUUGACUUGAAAUCAGUCAUCUCUAACAUCUGUAACACCUGCCCAGGGCUGAUCUGUUGCUCUUGCAUACAUUGAUUAUAACGCUUUACAAAAACAUCGGUGGUUUUGGUUUAUUUAACUUUGUGCCAGUCUGCCAGAUACUUAGACGCAAAGCAAUCUGACACAAUAUUUAUAUCCCUUCAUUUUGUAUAUUCAACUAUUGGGACUAAAGGUGUAGUCUCUUGAAAUUAAAUUUAAGCUUUCAAGGGAA